AUGUCGAGUGAUGAAAGCGAUGGUGACUAUCAAGAACAACGAGAGGAGCCCGAAGAGGAGGAGGAAGAGGUGAACAGUGGAUCUGGCUCUGGCGCUGGAUCUGAAAGUGAAGAAGAAGCUUCGAAGAAAAAGAGCAGGAAGAGAAAGAUUAAUUCGGAAAGCGAAGAGGAAGAAGAAGAAUCCGGUGAUGAUAGUGAAAAUGAAGACUCGGAUGGUUCACGUAAGAAAUCGAAGAAGUCCUCCAAAAAGAAGAGGAAGGACCGAAGACCGCGCGGUUCGGAUUUCAUCUUGCAAGAUGUCGAUGUUGAUGAUGAGGAACAAGAUGAGGAUGAAUGGGAUGAUGAGGAAGAUCGUGCUCUUGAGCCCAACGAAAAGGAAGAGGCCGAGAAAUAUAUGAAACAGCUGGAUGCGGAGAGGAGACGAAACGAACGGAACAAAUUCGCAAACAUGAACGAGGACGAAAUCGGUCGAUAUUUCGAGAACAAGUACAAAACACAACCUAUCAGAGAUCUUGUCGAUGAUGACUCUGCUCUUGACGAUAUUUCGCAACACGGGUUACUUCCCUCCACUAAGGAUCCGAAUUUAUGGAUAGUGAAGUGUAGGAUGGGCGAGGAGAAACUCGUCGCACUACAGUUGAUGAGAAAGUUCUUGGCGUUUGAGAACACAAACGAGCCAUUACAAAUUAAAUCUGUUGUCGUGAAAGAAGGGCUGAAAGGGAUUAUUUACAUUGAAGCUUUCAAACAGUCCCAUGUGGCCAAUGCAAUAAACGGUGUAUCGGCUUUGAAUCAAUUUAACGUGACGAUGGUACCCAUCAAAGAAAUGGUUGAUACACUGAGAGUUGUCAAAGACAUUCCACAGCUCAAAGUCAACUCUUACGUUCGUCUUAAACGAACGAUGUACAAAGAUGAUCUCGCUCAGGUCGAUUGGGUUGAUGUGGCUCAAAGCAAAGUUAACCUCCGUAUAGUUCCACGUAUUGACUAUUCUCGCAUGCGAGGAGCGCUGAGGACGGAAGCGGAUCGUAACCACAAAGUGAAACGUCGCCCAAUGCCUCGUCUUUUCGAUUUGGACCGAAUCAAAGAAAUUGGAGGAGAGGUUACGAACGAUGGCGACUUCGUUAUUUUCGAAGGAAACAGCUACCGACGAGGUUUUCUCUAUAAGUCAUUCCCUAUGAGUGCUAUCAUUGCUGAAGGCGUAAAACCCACAUUGGCGGAACUGGAACGUUUCCAAGACACCAGUGAAGAUCUGAAGAAAGAAUUGGAGUCUACGACCAUCAAAGACAACUCUCACUUUUUUGCACCUGGCGAUAAUGUUGAAGUCACCGAAGGAGAGUUGGUCAAUCUCCGCGGUAAGGUGGUUAGCGUGGACGGACCGAAAGUGGUGAUGAUGCCAGAUCAUGAAGAAUUAAAAGAACCACUAACUCUCAACGUAGCAGAACUUCGUAAAUAUUUUCGACCAGGAGAUCACGUGAAAAUGAUCUCUGGGCGUUACGAAGGAGACACUGGUCUUAUUGUGAGAGUCGAGCAUAAUCUCGUCGUUGUUUUGAGUGAUUUGAGCAUGGAUGAGAUGAAAGCUCGUCCUCGCGAUGUGCAACUUUGUGCUGAUAUUACUACAGGAGUGGAUUCUUUGGGGCAGUUCCAAUUCCACGAUCUUGUUCAACUGGAUCAGCAGAAUGUUGGUGUGAUAGUGCGUUUGGAAAAGGAAACUAUGGAGGUCCUUAAUCAACAUGGAAAGACUGUUCGUGUGAAGCCGCAAGCAAUACAAGGCAAAAAAGACACUCGUCACUCGCAGGCGCUAGAUAGUCAGCAGAACCCCAUUCAGUGUAAAGAUAUGGUCAAGAUUAUAGAUGGCCCUUUCGCAGCGAAGAAGAACGAGGAAGAGAAACAGGGUGAAAUUAAACAUGUGUAUCGAUCCUGGGUAUUUGUAUAUUCGCGGAAACAUGUAGAGAACAGCGGCAUGCUGGUUUGCAAAGCUCGACAUCUUCUAUUAAUCGGAGCCCGUGCGGGUAGUACAAGAAAUGAAUUACCGACAAUGAAUCGUCUUGGGAUGUCUAGCCCAAAUCCUUUCCAAUCACCUCGACAUAACGGAAGUGCUACUCCGGCUCACUCAAGUUCGCAGAGUGUUAGUGGAUACAGUGUUGGAGGAAAAACUCCGAAUCAUGUUGCUGGUUUUGGUGGACAUGGUGGUGGAGGAGGCGGAGGAGCCAACAAAAUCCGAAGAGACAACGCUAUUAUCGGGAAGAGUGUACGCAUCACUCAGGGACCACUUAAGGGCUACUUCGGUAUUGUCAAGGACGCCACUGAGCAAACCGUCCGUGUGGAGCUACAUACUCAAUGCAAGACAAUUUCUGUCGACAGAUCUCGCAUAGCAUGCGUUGGAGAUGGCACACCAGGCGGAUCAGUGUCGGCUAUGACGCAGUAUGCUAAGACACCGUUUCAGGGUGACGACGGACGUACACCAAUGUAUGCUGGCAGCAAAACACCAAUGUAUGGGUCUGGAUCAAAGACGCCAAUGUACGCCCUGGACGAAGGAGGGAGAACUCCAUUUGGUUCCCAUACUCCAGCCUACGACAGCUCCAGAACACCUGCUUAUGACAGCGGUCGUACGCCUGCCUAUGAUGGUGGACGUACGCCUGCUUAUGAUGGAGGACGCACUCCAGCUUAUGACGGUGGUCGAACGCCUAUGUAUGACAGCGGCCGAACACCUGCUUAUGAUUCUGGGAGAACUCCAGCCUACGACGGUGGCAGAACACCUUCGUACGAAAGCGGCAGGACUCCAGCUUACGAUAGUGGACGAACACCUGCGUAUGAUGGAGGACGGACUCCUUCAUAUGAUGAGCCAGCUGCAGCUUCUGCUGCUGCACGUAGAGACAGUAGUGAUGACGAGGACCACGAGCCACAGUACGAAGCGCCGGCAUCUCCAUCAUAUAGUGUGCCUACACCUGGAGCAAACCUCAAUCCUCAAACCCCUGGUUUUGCCCCAGAGACUCCUAUGGGUAAUUAUAACCCAAUGACUCCUGGAGGAAUGUACGACUAUUCUGCGCCUUCGCCAUAUGUGCGUAACAACUAUGAGUCAUUCGGAGGAGGACAGAAGAUUCCUGCACACUUCCUCGAAGGAGGGGAAUGGGUGAUGGAAGAUCUCUUUGUUACGAUUAAAAGUAAUCAUGAUGAAGAUCGGUUCCAAGAUCGUGAGGCUAUCGUCACAAGUGUUCAGGACGGACGAUGUCAAGUUUACAUUCCUGAUUUGAAAUGCUCUGCUAUGGCAGAUUUCGAUCAGAUCGAGCCUCUUAAACCGCAAGAGGGUGAUUGGACUCGUGUGAUUUAUGGUGACGAGAUGGGAGUAAUGGGACAGUUGAUAUCGGUCGAUGAGGCUGAUUGUGUGAUCAAAGUUGGAGCAGAUGACAUGCGAUUGAGUCCUCUUGAGUUCUGCUGCAAGUUCAGCAAGCGGUGA
This is a messenger RNA of Necator americanus (New World hookworm), 3447 nucleotides long. RefSeq lists its product as uncharacterized. Gene Ontology annotation, biological process: regulation of DNA-templated transcription elongation; transcription elongation by RNA polymerase II; transcription elongation-coupled chromatin remodeling. The record is from RefSeq and is a predicted model, not a curated record. The transcript has 28 exons. Bases 1 to 3447 code for a protein of 1148 amino acids. NCBI's taxonomy places the organism in Eukaryota, Metazoa, Nematoda, Chromadorea, Rhabditida, Ancylostomatidae. Gene Ontology annotation, cellular component: DSIF complex. Gene Ontology annotation, molecular function: protein binding; mRNA binding.